This is a messenger RNA of Musa acuminata subsp. malaccensis (wild Malaysian banana), 1499 nucleotides long. RefSeq names its product rhomboid-like protein 20. Gene Ontology annotation, molecular function: serine-type endopeptidase activity; protein binding. Gene Ontology annotation, cellular component: membrane. Lineage: Eukaryota; Viridiplantae; Streptophyta; Magnoliopsida; Zingiberales; Musaceae. The record is from RefSeq and is a predicted model, not a curated record.
CGACCCAACCUAAUCCCCCGGACCAACAGACGAGAGUCUCUCCGCCUCGCUGUGUAGUUUCUAACAAUACCAAUAAAAUAAGACCUCCCUCCUCUUCUUCCUCUCUCCUUCUUGGGUUCUCUCCGUCGACGAUUCGAGGCGAGAAGGAAAGAGACUUCGAUCUGCUUCGCUUGGCGAUCCAUGAUGCACGCUGGACCGACCGGAUUCCGCAAUGCACCGGUCACGCGGACCCUUGUGAUAACCAGCGCCGUCCUCUCGGUCACUUCUGCGGUUUCCGGCCGGCCCCGUCGACUCGGAUUGUCGUUCCAGGAUAUUUUUGAAAACCAUGAUCUUUUGAAGGCUAUUCCCUCAGUAUUUGCCUUCUCAUCAAUUCCAGAGUUAGUUGCUGGAUUCUAUUUGCUAUAUUACUUCAGAGUAUUCGAGAGACAGAUAGGCUCUAACAAGUACUCAGUGUUUGUUCUAUUCUGUAUAGUUGCGUCGACAUUUUUUGAAAUCCUAGCUUUGGCACUUCUAAAAGACUCUCAUGUUCUUGCAUCUGGACCAUAUGGUCUUAUAUUUGCUGCAUUUGUACCCUUUUUUGUUGAUGUCCCUGUUAUGUCACGAUUCCGUGUGCUUGGGAUAAACUUUACUGACAAGUCUAUCGUAUACUUUGUAGGCUUUCAGCUUCUUUUGUGUGGCUGGAAAUGGUCAUUUAUACCAGGCAUGUGUGGUGUUCUUGCUGGUUUUCUUUAUUUUGUUAAUGCAUUUGGCAUUCGGAGGCUAAAGUUCCCUAAAAAGGUUGCAUCAGUGGUUUCAAGGUUAUUCUUGUCCUCUUCAACAAGUUCAACACAUAAUUCAACUGCAAAUAUCAGAAGAAAUGCACGUGUGCCUUAUGCUGACCAUCGAGUCCAGCAUAACUAUUCUUCAGUUGGACAUAUUUCUAUGCCAGAGCCACCAGAGUCUUCUAUUGCUACAUUGGUGUCCAUGGGGUUUGACGGCAACGCUGCAAGGCAGGCACUAAUGCAGGCUAGAAAUGACUUAAAUGUAGCCACGAACAUACUACUCGAAGCACAAUGAUAUAUGUAGUCAGAUGGAUUGACUAAAGCCCUCCAUAAGCACAAUGAUACAAGCAAAAGAAGAACCAGCUCAGUGAUCUUUAUUCUCAUCUUUGAUGUGGUCAAUGAGAGAAGUUGAACUCGUUCUUUUCCUGCAUUUCCUUGGGGGUCAUCUGGUCAGAACUUUAGAAUGUUAUUGUACAUCUAGAAACUCCUCCAGAGAAGUCUGUAAGAUCCCAUAGUCUUAUAGGAAGGCUACGGAGAAUCGUUGCGAUGACCUCGAUAUGAUGUUAAUUCGCUGGGGUUUAAAACUCGAUCUUUUACUUCUCUAACCUCUCAUCGGACAAAUUUCUGGAUGGCUCGGGAAUGAAUUGUUAUUUGUUCAAAAGCAGUUUUCAAUGAUGUACAUGGUCGAAACAGCUUUGUUACCACUUUUAUCCUAUGAUGAUGUUUGCUUUGCCUUUA